Staurois parvus is the source of this 347-nucleotide messenger RNA. Lineage: Eukaryota; Metazoa; Chordata; Amphibia; Anura; Ranidae. The record is from the annotation of a GenBank genome assembly.
CUUCACUGAUAUGCGCUAAUGAGGCUGCAGUGAUGGGCACUGAUAGGUGGCACUGAUGAGGCACUGGUAGGUGGCACUGAUGGGCAUUGACAGGCAUCACUGAUUAGCACUGAUAGGCAGCACUGAUAGACGGCACUGACCGGCACUGAUAGGCGACACUGACUGGCACUGAUAGGUGGCACUGAAAGGCGCUGAUGGGUGACACUGAAAGGCAGCUCAGAUGGGCACUGAUAUGUGACAUUGAUGUGCACUGGUUGGCACUGAUGGGCACUGGCAGGUGGCGCUGCUGGGGCUACACUGAUCAUCAGGGCACACUGAUCAUCAGUGCCCUGAUGAUCAGUGUACAU